Messenger RNA from Oncorhynchus nerka (sockeye salmon), 2058 nucleotides. RefSeq names its product polyubiquitin-C. Gene Ontology annotation, molecular function: protein tag activity; RNA binding; ubiquitin protein ligase binding. Gene Ontology annotation, biological process: modification-dependent protein catabolic process; protein ubiquitination. The record is from RefSeq and is a predicted model, not a curated record. Gene Ontology annotation, cellular component: cytoplasm; nucleus. NCBI's taxonomy places the organism in Eukaryota, Metazoa, Chordata, Actinopteri, Salmoniformes, Salmonidae.
GGUGGAGGGAUUACGUACCCGGCAAUGUAUAAAUGACACAGCCCUUUGUUUGCGAUAACAGACUCGUUUCCUGAAGAUUGAAGAGCAGCGUCGUUGAUCAUUUGUUUCAUCAAGAUGCAGAUCUUUGUGAAGACCUUAACUGGUAAGACCAUCACCCUCGAGGUUGAGCCCAGUGACACCAUCGAGAACGUCAAGGCCAAGAUCCAGGACAAGGAGGGCAUCCCCCCAGACCAGCAGCGUCUGAUCUUUGCCGGCAAGCAGCUGGAAGAUGGCCGCACCCUGUCCGACUACAACAUCCAGAAGGAGUCCACCCUCCAUCUUGUGCUCCGUCUGAGGGGGAGGUCAGAUCCGUUAAAAACCCUGACUGGUAAGACCAUCACCCUCGAGGUUGAGCCCAGUGACACCAUCGAGAACGUCAAGGCCAAGAUCCAGGACAAGGAGGGCAUCCCCCCAGACCAGCAGCGUCUGAUCUUUGCCGGCAAGCAGCUGGAAGAUGGCCGCACCCUGUCCGACUACAACAUCCAGAAGGAGUCCACCCUCCAUCUUGUGCUCCGUCUGAGGGGAGGUAUGCAGAUCUUCGUUAAAACCCUGACUGGUAAGACCAUCACCCUCGAGGUUGAGCCCAGUGACACCAUCGAGAACGUCAAGGCCAAGAUCCAGGACAAGGAGGGCAUCCCCCCAGACCAGCAGCGUCUGAUCUUUGCCGGCAAGCAGCUGGAAGAUGGCCGCACAUACAACAUCCAGAAGGAGUCCACCCUCCAUCUUGUGCUCCGUCUGAGGGGAGGUAUGCAGAUCUUCGUUAAAACCCUGACUGGUAAGACCAUCACCCUCGAGGUUGAGCCCAGUGACACCAUCGAGAACGUCAAGGCCAAGAUCCAGGACAAGGAGGGCAUCCCCCCAGACCAGCAGCGUCUGAUCUUUGCCGGCAAGCAGCUGGAAGAUGGCCGCACCCUGUCCGACUACAACAUCCAGAAGGAGUCCACCCUCCAUCUUGUGCUCCGUCUGAGGGGAGGUAUGCAGAUCUUCGUUAAAACCCUGACUGGUAAGACCAUCACCCUCGAGGUUGAGCCCAGUGACACCAUCGAGAACGUCAAGGCCAAGAUCCAGGACAAGGAGGGCAUCCCCCCAGACCAGCAGCGUCUGAUCUUUGCCGGCAAGCAGCUGGAAGAUGGCCGCACCCUGUCCGACUACAACAUCCAGAAGGAGUCCACCCUCCAUCUUGUGCUCCGUCUGAGGGGAGGUAUGCAGAUCUUCGUUAAAACCCUGACUGGUAAGACCAUCACCCUCGAGGUUGAGCCCAGUGACAAUCGACGUCCCAAGAUCCAGGACAAGGAGGGCAUCCCCCAGACCAGCAGCCUGAUCUUUGCCGGCAAGCAGCUGGAAGAUGGCCGCACCCUGUCCGACUACAAUGAAGCCACCCUCCAUCUUGUGCUCCGUCUGAGGGGAGACUUCGUUAAAACCCUGACUGGUAAGACCAUCACCCUCGAGGUUGAGCCCAGUGACACCAUCGAGAGCAAGGCCAAGAUCCAGGACAAGGAGGGCAUCCCCCCAGACCAGCAGCGUCUGAUCUUUGCCGGCAAGCAGCUGGAAGAUGGCCGCACCCUGUCCGACUACAACAUCCAGAAGGAGUCCACCCUCCAUCUUGUGCUCCGUCUGAGGGGAGGUAUGCAGAUCUUCGUUAAAACCCUGACUGGUAAGACCAUCACCCUCGAGGUUGAGCCCAGUGACACCAUCGAGAACGUCAAGGCCAAGAUCCAGGACAAGGAGGGCAUCCCCCCAGACCAGCAGCGUCUGAUCUUUGCCGGCAAGCAGCUGGAAGAUGGCCGCACCCUGUCCGACUACAACAUCCAGAAGGAGUCCACCCUUCACCUGGUCCUGCGUCUUCGUGGAGGCAACUAGUUCUACUCUAACAAUGUCACAUCUUAACCCCAAUUUCCCUCAUCCCAAAUUCCCUCCUAACCUCCAACCCCACCUUUUGACCUCACUCCAAUCCCACCCCUGACUUCCCCUCCACCCUAAUCCCCAGCUCUUAAAAAAAAAAAAAAAAAAAUCAAUAAA